Messenger RNA from Knipowitschia caucasica, 240 nucleotides. The record is from the annotation of a GenBank genome assembly. Lineage: Eukaryota; Metazoa; Chordata; Actinopteri; Gobiiformes; Gobiidae.
AUGCAUGCUUGUGGUGGCGAGGACAAGCCGAGGAAAGGAAACAAGGAGCCGAGGGAAGGGAUGGGGGAAAGGCGUGAUCCGGUCGGGAGAGUUUUAUUGGAUGCCAAAGCAGCAGACGCCCGCAGGGUCCUCUCCUCCAUGAGCAGCCAACAUCAUGCAGCGGAAAGAAGGGCUGAAGGAUGGGAGGGGUGUUUGGGUGCGUGUCCUGACCUCUCAGACAGACAGCGCAACAGCAGCUGA